Molecule: messenger RNA, 2085 nt
Organism: Coccinella septempunctata (seven-spotted ladybird)
Lineage: Eukaryota; Metazoa; Arthropoda; Insecta; Coleoptera; Coccinellidae
Product: myb/SANT-like DNA-binding domain-containing protein 3
Exons: 4
Coding region: 325-849 (174 amino acids)
Source: RefSeq, a predicted model, not a curated record
AGCGGGUUUCAUAAAGAUUCGUUGAUUCCUCGAUCAUCUGAUUGCUCAUUCAAAUUUCAUCGGCCGAUCAACUAAAUUCGCGUUUCAUAAAACUUGAUUGUGAAAUCAGAAACCUCGGUCAGUUAAUUGGGGAAUACAAUCUGACAACCUCGCUUUUCUGAAGUCCCGAUCAACAGAAACAUAGAAACACCAAAUAAUUUUCAUCGAAAAACUGUGCGUUGUCUAAGAUUAUGACAUUUAUACUUCGUUCUGUGGCGCAAGCGUCACUUCAAUUCAAAUUUUGGUAACAUUGUUGUUGGCGUUGCUUACCGUAGAUAGAGGAAAAUGUUGGGACAAAAAAAAUUCUCACGAAGCGCAAAUUAUACGACGGAAGAUAAAAACUUACUGCUUUCGCUGGUAGAAACCAAAAAAGACAUAGUUGAAUGCAAAAUGACCAAUAAAGUCAGCUCUGAAUAUAAAAGGGAAGCUUGGGAGGAAAUUGCUCGCAAUUUUAAUGCUUGCUCGUCAAUGCCCAGAACCUCCCAACAAUUAAAAACCCUCUACGAAAACCUCAAAAGGAGAGGAAGAAAGGACUUGGCUCUGGAAAAUAAGGAUAGAUAUAGAGAAUUAUUGAGUAAUAUGGAUCAAGGGGAGGAAAACAUAAAUAUCAACCAGUUACAAGAGAAGGCUAGGCAGGAAAAAAAAGAAAUGAUGGCUACGGGAGGAGGGUCAUUCAAAAAUAUGUUGGAUGAUACGGAACGAAGGAUAAUAUCCAUUUUAGGGGACAAUGCCAGACCGUUAGAAAAUCCGUUCGAUGAUGCCAAUAUAUAUUUUGGUGAGUUCGCUCCAGAUAUACAGUUCACAUACUAGCUGAGUUCAAUAUUGGGCCCAUAUCAAUUUUGACAAUUUUAGGCUGGCCUCAUACAUUCGCAAUGUCUUUAUGAAUUCAGAAAUUAAAUCCGUUGUGUGUCAGAUGGCUAAUUUGAAUGAAAAGUGUGUUAUGAAUUCAUAUAAUCUUAAUCAUCAGUGCACUCUGACAGAUCGAUCUGAAAAAUUCAUAAUCUCAAAAAAUCAUAAUGUAUGUGCUGCAUAUUAAAAUUACAUACAAAACCAGAAGUUCUCAAUUUUGUUUCUGAAUUCAGAAAGACAUUCCACCUGUAUAAUAUCAUAUUGUCCAGUUGGGUACAACUACAGCAUGAAAGGUAAGAUUAUAUGAAAAUUUUAAUAGCAAUUUUCAAGGAAGUUCAAGAUGAAAUCAGCAACCUGAUGAAUUUUCCUGAAUUUUGUUAUUUAACACGUUGACUGUCUCAUGCAUCACAUAUGAUUCAUAAAGAUUUUCGCCAGGAGUCCAUGAGUCGUAUGUGAUUCAUUGAUUCAUUUAACGUUCAAGAUAAAUAUGGUUACUUUUCAUGAAAGCUGCAGUGUGGUCGGUUUAUAUGGGCUGAACCUCUUGUAGAAAUAUGUAUUGAUAACCUCAAUCAUAAUUAAUCAUACAUGAUUCAAGAAAUAUCAGCAUCAAGCCUUCCAUUAGACUUGAAAAUUUUGAACAUGAACAGUUCCUUAAAUGGCUGCAGAAUUAAUUUUCUCAUAGAAUAUAUAUUUUAUCACACAUAAGCAACCCUUAUCUUGGGAUGAAUGUGUUGGACGUGGGGGGUAAAAAAAAAAUUAGAAUGGGGACAGUCAACGUGUUAAUGUAUGUUUUGAUUGUAUUAUUCAUGUGAGGUAGAGGAUUUGAGUUAAUAUCAGUUCUCAUAUUUGAUACCAAAAAUGUGAGUUUGAACUUAUGAUACCAUUGCAGUUGAUGUGAACCUUUCACUUUGUUACCUAUAUCAUUUUUAAUUCUGGAAUAUCCAUAAGAAUACAAUAUAAUGUUACAUAACUAACAUUAUUCAGCCAGAUAUCUUCUAUCUCUUCAUUCAUUAUCUGUAUUAUACUAAUUGCUAAUAUGAGUUACUUUUCAGAAUAUCCUAUCCCAGCUGUAGAGACAGAACCCAUUCCUAACCUAGGAGAUCCAGAUCCUAUUCCUGACCAAGGAGUUAAUCCCAUUCCCAACCAAUGCCUUCAUCCAGAACCUUGCGGAGAACUUACCCCUACCUCCUUGCCUCC